Molecule: messenger RNA, 1134 nt
Organism: Archocentrus centrarchus (flier cichlid)
Lineage: Eukaryota; Metazoa; Chordata; Actinopteri; Cichliformes; Cichlidae
Product: protein THEM6-like
Exons: 4
Coding region: 131-754 (207 amino acids)
Source: RefSeq, a predicted model, not a curated record
CGCUUUUUGCUUUACUCUGAGUGUUGCAGACUCGGCAGAUUUGAGUUUGAACGGGACGGAGCUGAUAUCAGUUUUGUAAGCAGGGUGGCGGAGCAGUCACAAAAGCAUUUCACUGCCAGUUGUACUGUGUAUGACCAGAGAGAUGUGGUGGGUGCUAUGGGUGCUCGCCAUCUUGCUGGCUCUCUUCUGCAUUCUGGAUGUGUGGUACUUCCUGCGGGCCGGAGCGGUGAUCCUGCGAGCCUGGUUUCAGCCUCCAGUCUGGGAUGUCACAGCAGAGCAGGUUCUAACAGGCCGGGUCACUCCCCGUGACAUCGACAUGUGCCACAUGAACAACGCUCGGUACCUCCGGGAAUGUGACUUUGCUCGCUUCUCUCUCUACAUGCGUAACGGCGUCUUUAAGGCUGUGCGAGCCCUCAAAGCUUCGAUGGUGGUGGGGGCCACAACCAUUCGUUAUCGCAGGGCUCUGUGUAUAGGAGAGGGUUAUGAGCUGCGCAGUCGGAUCGUCACUUGGGAUGACAAAGCCUUUUUCCUGGAGCAGAGAUUUGUGUCGACAAAAGACGGCUUGGUGUGUGCCGUGAUGUACUGCAAGCAGAGCGUCAUACGCAGCAGCCCAGACAAGAUCCUGCAGCACCUGUGUAAAAGAAAGGUGGAGUGCCCCGAGUUUCCAGAGGAUCUUCAGCACUGGGUCAACUUCAUCUCUGCCAGCAGCCAGGCCCUCAGGAGUGAGAGUGGCCUAGAAGACAAGAACAAAUAAGAUUAUAUGCGUGGGCAGAUAUUAGGAGUGGCUUUUUGUCAGCCAGCCUGUUUACAAGCCCAGGAUGAAAGUCCUCUAAGAGAGAGUCCUUUCCACAGUCACUUCACUUGAACACACUUGUGCCUGCACUUUGUACAAGCGUUAUUUAGAUCCCAACGUUUGCAGAGAUGAAACACUGGAGUAACAGCACACUACAUUGUGCUGAUAGGUUGUUAUGUUAAAUAACAGCCCAAUUCAAUAUUAGAAAAUAUUAUUAAUACAAUUUUAUAAGGUGUGUCAUGAUGUGCUAUAACAGCAAUAAAACAAUUCAGGAGAUUGGUUUAGAGUUUUUACUAUAAUUAGUAUGGUACAAAACACAAUAGUAUGUGAGUGUGUGUGUG